AUGCAGACGGUGGCGCUCCUCCUUGUGGUGGGGUUGGUGGACCUGAGCUUCAGCCAGCAUUUCAACCAGUUCCAGUGGCUGUCCCAUCUGCGAAGCCGCCGCCGCCACCCAGCAGAACAGUGGACAGGCCGUGAGAGCGAGGACUGCCCCCUCGAGUGUGACUGCCCCUCUGCCUUCCCUACAGCCAUGUACUGUCACAGCCGCAACCUACAGCACAUCCCCUAUGUCCCCUCGCACAUAAAGUAUGUUUACCUUCAGCGCAACCAGAUCACAGGCAUCCAGGACGGGGUGUUUGACAAUGCCACCAACCUGAUGUGGGUUGUGCUGUUCCACAACCAGCUCAGCUCGGAUAAGAUUGGCAAGAACAUCUUCAGCAAGCUGAAAAACCUGGAACGCCUCUACUUGGAUCACAACGAACUUACUCGUGUGCCUGCUAACCUGCCCAAGUCUAUCAGGGAUCUACGACUUGGCCACAACAAGAUCUCAAAAAUCCAGUCCAAUUCAUUUGAGGGGAUGACCAAUCUCACCAACCUCCAUCUUCAUGCAAAUGUCAUCGAGGAGGUUGGAGGAGCGUUCAAGGGACUCAAGUCGCUGACCACACUUAACAUGAGGAAAAACAAGCUGCGCAAGAUUCCCGAUAACCUCCCUGAGAGGUUGCAUCAGCUCUACCUGGAGUUUAACAGCAUAGAGAGUAUACCAGCAGACUUUCUCAACAUGUAUCCCAAACUACAGUUUCUCAGGCUGGCCAACAACAAGCUUACAGAUAAAGGGAUUCCAGCCAAUGUCUUCAAUGUCAGCAAGCUUGUUGAGCUUGAUCUCUCCCACAAUAAACUGGAAAGGAUCCCUGUUGUCAGUGGUAGCCUGGAGAAUCUCUACUUACAAGCCAACCAUAUCAAAGAGUUUUCCCUUGGCAGUUUCUGCAGUGUGGUAGACAUGACUAACUAUUCCAAGUUGAGAGUGCUGCGUUUGGACGCCAAUAAUAUCACUGCCAAAGACGUUCCUCCUGAAAUGGCCUACUGUCUACGCCAUGUGGCCUACAUGGACGUGUAA
Lampris incognitus (smalleye Pacific opah) is the source of this 1050-nucleotide messenger RNA. It is a transcript of the gene fmodb, whose product is annotated as fibromodulin b. The record is from RefSeq and is a predicted model, not a curated record. Bases 1 to 1050 code for a protein of 349 amino acids. Gene Ontology annotation, molecular function: protein binding. The transcript is spliced from 2 exons. NCBI's taxonomy places the organism in Eukaryota, Metazoa, Chordata, Actinopteri, Lampriformes, Lampridae.